CCCUUCCUUCCUGCUCCCUUCCUGGCGGCGGGGGGGGUCUCCCAGCCUCGGUGGAGGCGGCGAAGCGUGAUGGGGAUGGCCGGACUCUUCUCUCUCCUCCGCCCCGCGCUGCGCUGCUUCCCCAGCCCCGCCGCUUUCCCCAGCUGCUGACAGCGCCGGCGGCCCCGCACUGUCCGCGUCCUGCGGAUACUCCCCGCCCGUCCCCAGAAAACACCAACAAGAAGGAUAACUUGAAACACUCUUGACCCCUUCACUUUCAUUUUCUUGACUGCACUACAAGCAACCAGAAUGUCGGGGGCUUCAGUGAAGGUGGCUGUUCGGGUCCGGCCCUUCAAUUCCCGAGAAACCAGCAAAGAAUCCAAAUGUAUCAUCCAAAUGCAAGGCAAUUCAACCAGUAUUAUCAACCCAAAGAAUCCUAAGGAAGCACCAAAGUCCUUCAGCUUUGACUACUCUUAUUGGUCCCACACAUCGCCUGAAGAUCCCUGCUUUGCAUCUCAGAGCCGAGUGUACAAUGAUAUUGGGAAGGAAAUGUUACUGCAUGCCUUUGAGGGCUACAACGUAUGCAUUUUUGCCUAUGGACAAACUGGAGCUGGGAAAUCCUACACAAUGAUGGGCAAGCAGGAGGAGAGCCAAGCAGGCAUAAUCCCCCAGCUAUGUGAAGAACUGUUUGAGAAAAUCAAUGACAACAGCAAUGAAGAAAUGUCAUAUUCUGUAGAGGUGAGUUACAUGGAGAUUUACUGUGAGAGAGUCAGAGAUCUGUUGAACCCGAAGAACAAAGGGAAUUUGCGGGUGCGAGAACAUCCUCUGCUUGGACCAUAUGUGGAAGAUCUGUCCAAGUUAGCAGUCACAUCUUAUACAGACAUUGCAGACCUCAUGGAUGCUGGGAACAAAGCCAGAACUGUGGCGGCUACCAACAUGAAUGAAACCAGCAGCCGCUCUCAUGCUGUGUUUACAAUUGUCUUUACUCAGAAGAAACAUGACACAGAAACUGAUCUUUGCACAGAGAAGGUCAGCAAGAUUAGCCUUGUGGAUCUAGCUGGGAGUGAGCGAGCUGAUUCAACUGGUGCCAAAGGAACCCGAUUAAAGGAAGGAGCAAAUAUAAACAAGUCUCUCACAACUCUGGGCAAAGUUAUUUCAGCAUUGGCCGAAGUGGAUAACUGCACCAACAAGAGUAAAAAAAAGAAGAAGACAGACUUUAUACCGUACAGGGAUUCUGUACUAACAUGGCUUCUUCGAGAAAAUCUAGGCGGUAACUCAAGAACUGCGAUGGUUGCUGCUUUGAGUCCCGCAGACAUAAACUACGAUGAAACUUUGAGCACUUUAAGAUAUGCUGAUCGUGCAAAACAGAUUAAAUGCAAUGCUGUUAUCAAUGAAGAUCCCAAUGCCAAGCUGGUGCGUGAGCUGAAGGAGGAGGUGACAAGGCUUAAGGAUCUCCUGCGUGCCCAAGGGCUGGGAGAUAUUAUUGACAUUGAUCCAAUGGGAGAUGAAUACUCUGGAAGUGGAGGCAAAUAUUUGAAAGAUUUUCAGAACAAUAAACAUAGAUACUUGCUAGCCUCCGAGAAUCAACGUCCUGGCAAUUUUUCCACAGCCUCCAUGGGGUCCCUCACUGCAUCUCCAUCCUCCUGCUCUCUCAGUAGUCAGGUGGGCUUAACAUCUGUGUCCAGUAUACAGGAAAGAAUCAUGUCAACACCUGGAGGAGAAGAGGCAAUUGAACGUUUGAAGGAAUCUGAGAAGAUCAUUGCAGAGCUGAAUGAAACAUGGGAAGAGAAGCUGAGGAAAACUGAGGCCAUUAGGAUGGAAAGGGAGGCAUUGUUGGCAGAAAUGGGAGUUGCCAUUCGGGAAGAUGGAGGGACGCUGGGAGUCUUCUCACCUAAAAAGACUCCUCAUCUUGUAAACCUUAAUGAAGAUCCACUCAUGUCUGAAUGUCUGCUUUACUACAUCAAAGAUGGUAUUACUAGGGUUGGCCAGGCUGAUGCUGAGCGAAGGCAAGACAUUGUAUUGAGUGGGGCUCAUAUCAAAGAAGAACACUGUAUCUUUCGAAGUGAGAGGAACAACAAUGGUGAAGUUAUUGUUACUUUGGAGCCUUGUGAACGAUCAGAAACCUAUGUUAAUGGCAAGAGGGUUGUGCAGCCCGUGCAGUUGCGCUCAGGAAAUCGUAUCAUCAUGGGUAAAAAUCAUGUCUUCAGAUUCAACCAUCCAGAGCAAGCACGAGCAGAAAGAGAGAAAACACCGUCAGCUGAGACUCCCUCUGAGCCAGUUGACUGGACGUUUGCUCAGAGGGAGCUUCUGGAGAAGCAGGGCAUUGACAUGAAGCAGGAGAUGGAGAAAAGAUUACAAGAAAUGGAGAUCUUGUAUAAGAAAGAGAAGGAGGAAGCUGAUCUCUUGUUGGAGCAGCAAAGGCUGGACUAUGAGAGUAAGCUGCAGGCCUUACAGAAGCAGGUAGAGACACGAUCCUUGGCAGCUGAAACAACAGAGGAGGAAGAAGAAGAGGAAGAAGUGCCCUGGACACGACAUGAGUAUGAACUUGCACAAUGGGCUUUCAGGAAGUGGAAGUUUCACCAGUUUACUUCACUGAGGGACCAACUCUGGGGAAAUGCAGUGUAUCUGAAAGAAGCCAAUGCAAUCAGUGUGGAGUUAAAGAAAAAGGUACAGUUUCAAUUUGUCCUGCUGACAGACACCCUCUACUCACCACUGCCACCAGAGCUUUUGCCCACUGAGUUGGAGAAGACCCGGGACAAUAGGCCUUUCCCCCGUACAGUGGUAGCUGUGGAAGUCCAGGAUCUGAAGAAUGGAGCAACGCAUUACUGGUCCUUAGAAAAACUCAAGCAGAGGUUGGACCUGAUGCGCGAGAUGUAUGACAGAGCUGGGGAAAUGGCAUCUAAUACACAGGAUGAGAGUGAAAGCGCAAUGACAGGCAGUGACCCCUUUUAUGAUCGCUUUCAUUGGUUCAAGCUUGUUGGAAGCUCCCCCAUAUUCCAUGGCUGCGUGAAUGAGCGUCUUGCUGAUCGCACGCCCUCCCCCACUUUCUCCACGGCUGACUCUGACAUCACUGAACUGGCUGAUGAACAGCAAGAUGAGAUGGAGGACUUUGAUGAUGAGGCCUUUGUGGAUGAUACUGGCUCCGACGCUGGAACUGAGGAGGGAUCAGACCUCUUCAAUGAUGGGCGCGACCCGUUUUACGACCGAUCCCCUUGGUUCAUUUUAGUGGGAAGAGCAUUUGUAUACCUGAGCAAUCUACUGUACCCAGUGCCUCUUAUUCACAGAGUAGCUGUUGUUAGUGAGAAAGGAGAAGUACGAGGAUUUCUGCGAGUAGCAGUGCAAGCUAUAGCAGCUGAUGAAGAAGCCCCAGAUUAUGGAUCUGGUAUUCGACAGUCUGGCACAGCUAAAAUUUCAUUUGACAAUGAAUACUUUGAUAAGGGUGAUUUUUCUUCAGUUGCGAUGACUCGGUCUGGACUGUCAUUGGAAGAAUUAAGAAUUGUGGAAGGGCAAGGACAGAAUUCAGAGGUUACCACUCCUCCAGAGGAGAUCAACAGAAUGAAUGAGCUAGACUUGAAGUCAGCCACUUUGGAUGGAAAGAUGACUAUGGAAGGAUUCACUGAGGAAAUUGGUGAUCACUUGAAACUGGGUAGUGUGUUUACCUUCCGUGUGACGGUGCUACAGGCCAGCGGCAUCCUUCCUGAAUAUGCAGAUAUUUUCUGCCAGUUCAAUUUUUUACAUCGGCAUGAUGAAGCUUUCUCAACAGAACCUCUCAAAAACAAUGGUCGAGGGACUCCCCUUGGGUUUUAUCAUGUUCAGAACAUUGCUGUGGAAGUGACGGAAUCAUUUGUGGAUUACAUCAAAACAAAGCCUAUUGUGUUUGAAGUCUUUGGACAUUAUCAGCAGCAUCCUCUCCAUCUGCAAGGACAGGAUCUCAGCAGCCCUCCACAACCUUCCCGAAGAUUCUUUCCUCCCCCUAUGCCACUCUCAAAGCCAGUGCCAGCUACAAAGCUAAAUACUAUGAGCAAACCCAGCUUGGGCCAGAGUGUGAGCAAAUAUGACCUCCUUGUGUGGUUUGAGAUCAGUGAAUUGGAGCCAACAGGGGAGUAUAUUCCUGCUAUUGUGGACCACACUGGAGGCCUGCCCUGUCAGGGGACGUUCCUGCUUCACCAGGGAAUCCAGCGUAGAAUCACAGUCACCAUUAUCCAUGAGAAGGGCAGUGAGUUGCACUGGAAAGAUGUGCGAGAGCUGGUUGUUGGGCGUAUAAGAAAUAAAGCAGAGGUAGAUGAAGCUGCUGUGGAUGCUAUUCUGUCUUUGAAUAUUAUCUCUGCAAAAUACCUGAAGUCCUCUCACAGCUCCAAUAGGACUUUCUAUCGGUUUGAAGCAGUUUGGGAUAGCUCCUUGCAUAACUCCCUUCUCCUCAAUCGAGUGACACCAUAUGGAGAGAAGAUAUAUAUGACCCUUUCUGCUUACCUGGAGCUUGACCACUGCAUCCAGCCUGCUGUUAUAACGAAGGAUGUUUGUAUGGUCUUUUACUCACGAGAUGCCAAGAUCUCCCCACCACGAUCACUACGCAGUCUCUUUGGCAGUGGCUAUUCCAAAUCUCCAGAUUCCAAUCGAGUAACCGGGAUCUAUGAACUAAGUUUAUGCAAAAUGGCAGACACAGGAAGUCCAGGAAUGCAGAGGAGGAGGAGGAAAGUCCUGGAUACAUCUGUGGCAUAUGUGCGAGGAGAAGAGAACCUGGCAGGUUGGAGGCCCAGGGGUGACAGCCUCAUUCUAGAGCAUCAGUGGGAACUGGAGAAACUGGAGCUGCUGCAUGAGGUGGAAAAAACCCGACAUUUCCUUCUGCUUCGUGAAAAGCUUGGUGACAGCAUCCCUAAGUCCCUGAGUGACUCAUUGUCUCCCAGUCUGAGCAGUGGAACCCUCAGUACCUCCACCAGCAUUUCCUCACAGAUUUCAACUACAACAUUUGAGAGUGCUGUGACGCCCAGUGAGAGCAGUGGCUAUGACUCAGCAGAUAUAGAGAGCCUGGUGGAUCGGGAGAAAGAGCUGGCCACCAAGUGUCUGCAGCUUCUUACUCACACUUUCAAUCGGGAAUUUAACCAGGUGUACAACAGCAUCAGUGAUUGUAAGUUGUCGGAUAUUUCUCCAAUUGGGCGGGACCCAUCAGUGUCGAGUUUCAGCAGUGCUACCCUCACACCUUCAUCUACCUGCCCUUCUCUGGUGGAUUCAAGAUGCAAUUCAAUUGAUCAGAAGACACCAGAAGCAAAUUCUCGUGCCUCCAGUCCCUGUCAUGAGGUGGAACAAUUCCAGCUAAUUCCUACAGUAGAAACUUCCUAUCUUGCCAGAGCUGGAAAGAAUGAAUUCCUAAACCUCGUCCCUGAUAUUGAGGAAAUCAGACCAGGCUCUGUGGUCUCAAAGAAAGGAUACCUCCACUUCAAGGAGCCACUCUCCAGCUCCUGGGCCAAGCACUUUGUGGUGGUUCGCCGUCCCUAUGUUUUUAUUUACAACAGUGACAAAGAUCCUGUAGAAAGAGGAAUCAUAAACUUAUCCACAGCUCAGGUGGAAUACAGUGAGGAUCAACAGGCAAUGGUAAAGACACCCAACACGUUUGGUGUAUGCACAAAGCAUCGUGGGGUCCUGCUCCAGGCCAUCAAUGACAAAGACAUGAAUGACUGGUUAUAUGCCUUCAAUCCACUUCUUGCUGGCACAAUACGGUCAAAACUGGCUCGAAGACGCACGGGUCAGCUGAAGUACUGAGUCCAUGUAAUGUUCUCAUCUGUUCUCCCUAACUCACCUUCUGAUAGAUAAAGUGUUACCUCUCAUUUUCUCUUUGUGAUUCUUGACAGUUUCUCUUGUAUGUAAUCCUGUGGCUUAACGUCUCCUACCUUCCCAACCCCUUCAGCACAUUUUCUAGGUAUUCUAACCCUACCUUGUUUCUUUUCAACUUGUACUAAGAAGCGUACUAGUAGCAUGUGGCCAAACAAAAAGAGAAAGGAAAAAAAAAAAUCAAAAAAAUUGAGUGAUUAUGCACGACUCUAAAAAGGCAAAAAAAAAAGUUAUUUAUUUUUUCUUACAACAGUUGUUUUCCCAUUCCAGCGACCUUUUGGUGUCUGUCUCACUGUCCAUUGUUGUCUGUCUAGACUGCUGCAGGUUUUUCAUUCAAUUUGUGACUUGGCAGUAGUCAUUGGUUCCCUCAGGACAAAGUUCUAAUGCCAGGGAAAGAUAAAUUCUUCUAUGUAGACAUUACCCAGCCAGGAACUGCAAUAGCUCCUCAGGCUCUCUGGAUCCAGCCUCUAAUUUAAACUCUGUUGAAAGCGGAUAUUGGACAAAACUAUCUGGGCAGACUGAAUUUUGGACUUGGUGCAAGUUUUUGAGUUUCCAGGGUCCAACAGGCUAAGGCAUGAGCUGGAAAAAGAUAGGGAACAAACCAAGAGGGGCUGGCUAGAGUUAUCUGCCUUUAAACUCUUGCUGUGGGGUUGCAGGUGAACAGUGCUUGUCUUUAACUCUUUCCCAUAACAUUAACACUCACUCCUCUGCCUCUGAACUGAGCUGAGGAGAUGGAACUUGUGCUGAUGUGAGGAAAAAUAAACCACAUCGCUGAAAUAUUAGAUAUAAUCCCUAAAGUUUUGGACGCUCAGCCCCAUAUUUGACAGAUGGAGAGUAUUAAGUGGAAACGGAACAGUGUGGUUGUUCCCUAGAGCGUUCUCUUUCAGGAGAUCACCACAGGAGGGCAGUAUCUCCUCUUUCUGCUUUUAGUCCUGACGGGAGUUCCUGUAGCAACAGUUCUCCCCUCUCUCGGAACAGAUUUACGGUUGUCUUUGGUAUGUUAGGAUAGACUGCUCUACGGCAUCAUUCUGAAAGGCUUGCUUUAUGCAUGCAUCCCCUAUCUGUAAUACUCAGAUGACAUCUCAUCUGUUCAUGGGGAAAGCGUCCUCUGUCUACAAAAUACUUUCUAGACCUAGCACUUGCAGUAUUCUCCAGGGAACAGCCGGACACUUUCACUUCCUUUUGGAAUAACUGUUGAACGUCUCCUAAUUUCCCUGCUACAAUUUUCGUCAGCUAAAACCCCCCUAGUUAGUUUUAACUUCAGAAUUAAUCCUUCCUGAAGGACGGAUCAAGUGGACUCUGGGUCCUGGUCAGUGGGGUGUAAUAUUUGGUUUCUUGGAGAUCAGCUGGGUGGUGUUAGUUCUUGACCUCCAAUGUAAGUUCUCCUUGUGGCCAAAGUUUUGGUCCUUGCCACAAGAAAGGAAAGCAGAAUGAAUUUUCUUUCUGAGAAGUGAACUCAUCUCUCUUAGUUAGGUUUUCAGGGAGGUUGGCGGGGGUGUUGUUUGUUUUCUUUUACUAUGUUUCAGACUGCUGUGCUAUACUUUCUUGAUUUACCUUGGGCACUGAUAGGGCUAGCUGUGAUCCUGGGGAAUGUACAGGAAUUUCAUCCUGAGGUUCCAACCUCUCAAGGGAGAGGUAAAAGGGUUUUGUUCCACUAUUUCAGUAGGCACAUCUAGGCACACUCCAGCUCAAGAAGGUCAUUUUGAUUCAGCUCACUCAUCAGCAGGUCAUGCCAUGCAUUGGAAAUUUUGUGGCCAAAAGUGUACGUGGGACUGGCAUCAGUUGAGCAAUUUUUUAGCUUUAUGGGAUUUUCAUUCUUCAGUAAAGUGCAAUGCAUAAUGAGACCUCCUAAAAGCAUGGUUGGCAAAGGAGCAAGGAGAUGCAGUCUGACACUUGCUAGGACAUAUCUUUAUAUAUUUCCAGAUAGUACUUAAGCUAAAUCAUGUAGUCAUACUAUCUCCUGUGGUCCUCAGAUUUAUUUCAGAACUGGAAGCCAGAGUGAGGGAGCAUCCUGGGGACCCAGGAGCAUAAUAGGGAUGGUUUUUUUUUUUUUCCUUCUGGUCUUGUCUUGUUUAAUUGUGUGACUCUUAAGACAGUGAUGAUAUUCCUUUGUUAUGCAAUGGAUGAUAAUGUACUUCCAGUGUGUGGAUAAGUAAGACUGCUAGUGCUGCAAGAGGGCUCCUCAAGCUGGAGCUAAGCCGAUCUCAAGAAUUAGGUUAAUUUUAAGCACUAAGUUGUUGCUGCCACUGUUUAUAAUGAAAGUGGAACCAGUUUGAGGAAGCAUAGCGAUUUAGGUGGUGGUAUUUUGUGACACACUGAGAGCAUUUUAAUUUUUAUCUUUCUCUUUUUUUUAACUAGAAGAAAACUAGUUUGCUAAGUCUUUGCUUUGGAUAAGCCAGAAAAUGAAUUAAGGGGAUAUAGGCAUUGCAUAGAAACAUGAUUAAAGGAUCUUCCUUUAAAAGCAGGAAGAGACAGAUGCUUAUUUUAUACAGAGCUGGAAGCGUUACAGCUGUGUUGCGUAAAUGUUACUCUUCUAUCUAAAGACUCCAAGCAGCUUCUGAUGACUUGAUGUCUAUGUGGAUAACAGAUCAUCAGAAGAGCAAAAUUCUAUUUUUAAGCAUCAGCAUCUCUUAAAGCUGCAUAAUCUGUGACAAAAUAGAUUCUUGUUGUGUGGAGUUCAAAUGGGCAUUACUGUUUUCAGGUCUGACAUAAAGGCAUACAGUUACAGUUUUUCACCAAUUAUUGCAGCCUACUUUGAGACAUCAGUUUCCCUACUUAAAACUGGACUGAAAUCAAUUCAGGUUUUCUUUAAAAGGAUAACAAAGAAAAAAAAAAAAAAGGUGCAUUUCCAUUCACUUUAAAGCUUUUUUGAUCUAGCCCAACAUGUUAGAAAUGUCUUUUUAGAAACAGAGCAAGAAGGGAAAAAUGUGCUAAGCUGCCUUCUCUUAACAUUUAAAAACCCACUCUUGGUUACCUGCUGCAUGUAUGUGAAGUCCUGGAGUCAGACAGCUCUUGGGACUCAGCCACUGGCGACAAGGCAUCAUGCUGUGGGCCUGCCAGCCCAUUGAGCAUAAGCACUAGUAGUAAACUUGAUAGGCAUUCCUCGGAGAGGAUGUGUGAAAGUGUGCUGUAGUUUGGGUUUUUUUAUGUUCCUCACUAAAAGGAGGGAGAAAAUUAUCUUUUUUUGUCCAUUGAAAACCACGUUGUUGGUGUUGGAGCUUCCUGGAUAUUUUGAAACUAAACUAAACCUCCUAUACUGUAUUUUAGAAAUGCACUUUAAGUACCUUUUUAAAGAAGAUUCCUAUAUUCUGGGAUGCAGAAGGGAAGGGAAUAUUAUUCCCAGACCACUGAGAAAGGGUGGGUCUUUUCGGUCAGUGUCUAAUAGUCCUUAUUACUGAUUAGCAAGGUAUUUCAAAGCAAAGACUUUACUUUUUGCUGCUUGUUAUCUAAUUUACAGGGAUUUAAUUUUAUGUAAUGUAUUGUAUAUUUAUACAUCUGUAAUUAAUUGCACAUUAGAUAAGAAAGAGGAUUAGCUUUGGUAUAACACCCAUGGUACUAUACAAUCAACUAAUACUGCCUAUGCAUAUGCAUCUUUCUGGUACUCUUGCACAGCCUUAGUUUGUGUUAGUUCAUACUGUGGUGGGUGUUUUUGUUGAAGGUGCAGCUGUUAACCUGCUGCUCAAAGGAAGGAUGCUAAUGCUGCUCUGGAACGGUUUGCUGAAUGUACUUUAAAAUGGGUCUCUAACAUGUGUGCGUUGCAUCUCUCCAUUGUGGUUAAUAACCCCAAUAUGUGGUCUGAACUGUACUGUAUGUAGCAGGAAUGUAUUAAUUUUGUGCUUCCUUGUUUAAAAACAUCAGCUGUUCAAGAACAGGAUUGACUUUUUUUGUUCAGAAGGCCAUUUAUGCGUUCUAAGUUUUUGAAAUCAAAACUAGUCCAACACUAACCAGAUGGUUGUGUCCAAUGUUAUUUGGAACAGUUUUUAAAUUAACAGGAUCAGCUGUGUAUUCAGAAAACUGAGGGUAUGGAGGUCAUAAGUCUUUAAUUCUUAAUGUUGCCAAGUUAAUGGCCUGAUCCUGAGCAGUACUGAACUACCUCUUGCUUGCCUUCAAACCAGGGACUAAGAAGCAGAGGGAGUCUUGAAUGAUCAGCACUUCCCAGGAUCAGUUCUUAAUUUUCCACUCUGCUUGUUCAUACUUCAUGUGCAGUUGAUUAAGGUUCUUGAAUUUGGACAUUAGACAUGCUCUUGCACUGAAAUGCAUACUUUUUUGGAAUUGCAGUCCCGAUUUCCCUGUUUAAUCUCUCUGUACACAAGGUAUACAAGGUAUAUGCUGUAUAAGUGGCCUUCUUGAACAAAUCUCUUUGCAAACUGAUUUCAUCCCCAUGAAGGAGUGUAUCAGCAACACUGUACAUUAAUUUCAGGUUUUCAUUUUCUUAUUUUAUUUUGUAAAUAUAUCCGGUAUUUGGAGCUUGAGUAUACAAAAUGUAAAUAUAGUUCAUGUAUUUGUACUAAUUCUGAUCCAUUUGCUGUAUAGCCUUAGGUGUGCAAUGCAGAUAUCUAACUGUGUAUGGUAACCUUGCACCACUGAAUUGUUAGUGAACGAGGUGAAACAAUAAAGGUACAACCAGUGCAUUAGCAGAUAUAAUGUGUGCUCCUUUUAUUAUGAUUUAAUUACUAGUAUCUUAUGUUGAUUACUUGUUUUCAAAACCUGUCCUGAACAAGCUUAUGCUUUUGUGAAAAUAAAUUUCUUGGCUGUU
Gymnogyps californianus (California condor) is the source of this 10561-nucleotide messenger RNA. RefSeq names its product kinesin family member 1B (gene KIF1B). Bases 289 to 5736 code for a protein of 1815 amino acids. The transcript has 49 exons. Gene Ontology annotation, biological process: microtubule-based movement. NCBI's taxonomy places the organism in Eukaryota, Metazoa, Chordata, Aves, Accipitriformes, Cathartidae. The record is from RefSeq and is a predicted model, not a curated record. Gene Ontology annotation, molecular function: ATP binding; microtubule motor activity; microtubule binding.